CAUCCAACCUCCAACAACUCAUCUCUUUUUCUUCUUUUUCUUUGAUCCCAAAAUCCCAAUCCGAAUCAAUUCCGCCUUUAUUCCGCGAAUCUCGAUCUCCUCCGCCUCAAUUUAUCCAUCGCUAUGCAGCCAUGGAAGACGUGAUGAGUUGCAGCAACAGUAAUGACUUCAGGCCGUACGAGUCAGCACCGAGUCAGUCUGAUCGGAAGAGGAGAGGCAAGGCUGAGGUGUACAAGGAUGUGGUCAGAAGACUCCAGGAGUCCCAUUUCGAGGAGGCGAGUCAACCCGGCUUCGCGGACGAGUUGUGGACUCACUUCUCGAGGCUUCCUCUCAGGUAUGCCUUAUGGAGUAUACUUCUGCUUCCUCAAACUGAUUCGGAUUUUCGCUCCACAUCCAAGCCUUAUCCCUUGUAUGCGUUGGAUGUGAAUACUGAGAGGGCACAAGAUGUAAUCAUGCACAAGAAACUGUUGCGCCUAGCACGCGAUCAAAGCACCAGACCAGCAAUUGAAAUUCGCCGUGUGCGGAUGCAUCCAGUCUCUGAUGCAAAAUGUGGGGACACAGAUUAUUCCACCUUAACACGAGGAUGCGCACAAGCAUUCAUCCAACACUUGCGUUUGGGUUGACCCUAAACUUAGAACUCACACUUGAAGCCAAUAAACCAUGUUUUGAAGAUGCAAAUAGUUCUGUGAGUGGAGCUUCAAACUUAUUUCG
Molecule: messenger RNA, 711 nt
Organism: Cuscuta campestris
Lineage: Eukaryota; Viridiplantae; Streptophyta; Magnoliopsida; Solanales; Convolvulaceae
Source: the annotation of a GenBank genome assembly